Messenger RNA from Homarus americanus (American lobster), 665 nucleotides. RefSeq lists its product as uncharacterized. The record is from RefSeq and is a predicted model, not a curated record. Lineage: Eukaryota; Metazoa; Arthropoda; Malacostraca; Decapoda; Nephropidae. The transcript has 4 exons. Bases 130 to 567 code for a protein of 145 amino acids.
GAGAGAGGUUUAGUUUUCUUUAUAACAAACUAACAUAAACUAAGUAAAGACAAGCACUCCACACGUCAAACUGACAUCAAAGAUAACCUGUAAAGUUGUUAAAGUAGCCACUCUUAUGCCCGUGAUUUAAUGAGUCGUCGCUUAUUGGGAACAGAGCUGAACACCAUACCCAGCCAUGACGUCACCAAGGCUCAACCAAUUAUCCAUUGUCUUCUUACUGACCAGUCAGAUAAGGAGUUGGCCCAUGUAGUGAGUGUAAGCGGAUGUAGGUGGGUGGUGGUGCUCGAGGAAGCAGUGGGUGUGGUGGAGGCAGCCUUCAACCUCCUGCCUUCUGGGACACUUAAAAAGAUGUGGGUGUUGGGUGACCUCCCAGGCACGCCCUCGCUCGCUGACCUUAUGAGGACUGACCUCACCGUGACACCUAUACAAGAAGCGAACUUUGACCUCAACAGAGAGUUGCAGUGUUGCCCUUCUCUUCCGGCACCACAGGGCUGCCUAAGGGCGUCAAGCUCUCCCACACCAACCUCCUCACAGCUUUCAUCCAGGGAAAGUACAUACGUGAGAUGAACUCAGAUGGUCCCAACGUGCUGGAGUCCACCUUGUUGGUCCUCCCCGCCUACCACAUAUACGGCUACACCAUCCUCAUGAACUGCUUCUCCUCCGGC